AUGUUACGCCAGAUUUCACUUGUUGAGGAUGGAUCUGCGGUCCAUCCUUUGACCACAGACAAUACUGGGAACAGUUUAAGGGGUAACAGAUCGAGAUUACCGUCUCUCUCGUCGCUUUUAGGAUCAUCGGAAAAUGGAAAGGAGGAGAAGAUGGGGUUCAGACGACUGGCCAAGAGUCUGUUGCACGGCGAUAAAAACUCAGCUGGCAAGGGCACAGAGUUAGAAGAAGUUUCGCGCGGAGCACUUGAAGACGACAGAGAUUCUCUGAGAUACUACGAAACCGCAAAAAGCUACUCGUUGUCCUCGUCCAAAGCGGCUAAUCGAAAGAUCGUCGGCGAUAUCCGCAACAACAACUCUCGGCAAAGCCAGGUUUCCCGCCAACAUAUCGAAUCUACCGACAGAGACGACACCUUGCUUGCAAGAUUGAUGGAGUCCAAUAUGAAGAUUCGACAAGAAACCCGCCUUGCGUCGAGAAAUUCGGUCACCACCAAAGACGCCGAGCAUGAUGCCGACGGAGCGGGCGAAAGUAGAGGAUCCAACUCCAAACAGCUUGGCCUGGGAAAGAAAACCACUAGUGUAGCUGGAGACAAUGCUUUGAAGAUGAACGAAAAUAUCGUCAACACAACGUUCCAGUUAGACAAGAAGGCCACGAAAGAUGGCAUUCUCGAGGCCGUGAUGAGAGAAUCAAGAGUCAUUAUGCUCUCGAAUAUCCAUUGCAACACAAGUUUGACCAGCAUCAUGAGCCAAAUCUACGGUGGUCCACUGGAAAAAGUGCGGUUGCUUGACAAGUCGAGCUUGAAAGAAGCUGAGUACGAAUUGGGCAAGCACAUCAGCUGGGAUGAUACAUUAUUGCAUCUCUACUUCCAAAAAGAGGAAGACGCCAUGAAGUUUAUGGAGUUUGCUUCCACAGGAAUGUUCAUUGUCAACGGCUACCAUUUACACCCAUCUUGGGUUCCUCGAAGCGGAAUAGUGGACACAGAGGACUAUCUGUGCUACCACGAAAAGGACAGCCAUCAGUCACUGGAGACUAUGGGGGGCCCAGAAAGUGCUAGAAGGGUGCUUGUGUUGAAGAAACCCGUGCUUGCCAAAAGCAAGCUGAAUAGCCAUGUGAGCGCCGAGAAGAAAAGACCCAGUUAUCCAGACCCUAUUCUCAAUUAUUCCAGCGAUUUCGAUCUCAACGGAAUCCGCGAAGAUUUCGACCAGUUUGGCCCCAUUGUCGAAAUCUUGCCUGUUGUUUCCAGAAAGUUGUGUUUUGCUGUGCAAUACUUUGACGUGCAGUCUGCUAUAGCCGCGAAACAUGCCAUCCAAACCAAAGGUGAACUGGCUCCUGGACACAUGAGUGUCAAAUAUAAGGACUGGUACAUAUGGUACGGACGAGAUCCGGCGGAUAAGCCAGCUUUGUUUGUUUAG
Molecule: messenger RNA, 1410 nt
Organism: Ogataea philodendri
Lineage: Eukaryota; Fungi; Ascomycota; Pichiomycetes; Pichiales; Pichiaceae
Exons: 1
Coding region: 1-1410 (469 amino acids)
Source: RefSeq, a predicted model, not a curated record